AUGGCAACAGCAUUUAGUUACCACGCCAAGGCGCAAUCUACCUUCAAGCCGCCGCUCAUUGCGAACGAAAAUGCCUUUCUAGGCGAUGUCUUUUCCAGUGACAAGGACAACGCAGAGAAACCUGUCUCAUGUGGUUUCUACCGGCUGGAAAAGGGCACCCCGCUGGAGUAUGAAUACACGUACGACGAGAUGAAAAUCAUCCUGGAGGGCCAAUUUGAAAUCUCCGAUGAGACAGGUCAGAAAGUGACUGCCAGUCCCGGCGAUGUGUUCUAUUUCCCCAAGGGAUCCAAGAUCACUUUCACCACGGACAAUUAUGGCCUGGCGUUCUAUACUGGCCAGCGGGCGGAAGGAGCGGCGUGA
This is a messenger RNA of Penicillium alfredii, 360 nucleotides long. Its product is annotated as cupin domain-containing protein. The coding region runs from base 1 to 360 and encodes 119 amino acids. The record is from RefSeq and is a predicted model, not a curated record. The transcript is spliced from 3 exons. NCBI's taxonomy places the organism in Eukaryota, Fungi, Ascomycota, Eurotiomycetes, Eurotiales, Aspergillaceae.